UAAUUUAGAAAUAAUACUUUGUGUGAAUACGAUAGUAAAACUAAUAAUGGACUUAUAGAAAAUGAACUAGGACUGACACGUUUUCUAUAGUUUGGCAUGGAUAUUAAUGUGGUACAAAUUAAAAUAUAUCUGAUAUAUUUUUGACUCAGUGGCAUGUGACAGAUAACCUAAGUGGAUUUAACUUGUAAUUAAAAUCAGUGAAAACAAGAAACUUUUUGAUAUUUUUAAGUGAAUUAAGUGCAAAAUGCAACAGAUAUUAAAUGCCAGUCCUAUUCUCGAUAAAUUAAAGCAUUUUCAACAAGUAUUAUCAUAUAGAAUUCAGCUGACAACAUCACAAAAGGUUAUGCUAUGGAGCUUAGGAGUGGUUGGUACAAGUGCAAUGGUGGUAGGCAUCCUUUCAAGAUAUCUUGCAAGAAGACGUGCAAAACCAAUUUUUAAUCCAAGGAUACAAAGGGCAAUAAACAAAAGACUGUCAAGGAUGAGAAGUCCUAAUGGAGGUAUGGGAUCUGUUGCAAGCAGUGGGGGGCGCAGUAGUCCACUGGGCUUCAGCGAGAGGCUUUCAAUGGCAUCUGGGUCUAUUGGUUCUGGUGGUGAUGCUGCAUCUCUUUCUCCUCAGCAGCUUGGAGUAAUGGGUAUGGAGGCGCUGGAAACGAGCAUCAACUACUGGGAGGACGCGCUGGCCGCGUUCAGCGCGGGCGCGCGCGGCGGCGUGUCGGGCACGCUCGCGCUCACCUCGCCCGAGGAGGCCGAGUUCUGCAGGGAGAUACAGGACCUGCUGCAGAACGCUUACCUCUUGCAGGAGAGAUGCGAGUUGCUCUUCUUAGAUCAGCGAUCAGUGCUCUUUAGGUCUGAAAGUGGGGGGCCGGGGGGAGAUGGCUCCGUGGGCCGACGCACGCGCCUGCUUUCUUCGCACACUACAUCGGAGCACACGAGGAAGGAGCAUCACUCUAGUGCGGAAUCGUUUGCUUCAGCUGAAGAUCAGGUCGCAGACUUGAGAGAAUUUGACGAUUUAGCAGAAUCCGUAGCCGAAAUAGAAAAUUAUGAACUGUAUCAAAUGGCUGUCAAACAGCUAGAAGGUGGAAUACCUUACAGAACGCUCCGCACGGAGGUGGUGGGCUGCGGCUCGGACGCCGAGUUCCUGUGCAAGCUGUGGUGCCUGCGCGCCGCCUUCCAGCGCGCGCUGGGCGCCGCCGACGUGCGCGCGUGGCUCGUGGACGCCGGCCGGCAGGUGCUCACCGACCUGCUGCUCUUCGCGGACAAGGAACCGAAAGAAUUUUUAGUUGCAUACGAAGAAAUGGUUUCAUGGACGAGCGACGUCGCAAACUGGCAUAAUAUUGAAAGCGAACUGAGGAGUAAAGGAGUCAAGGUGGUGUCGUUCUACGACGUGGUGCUGGACUACAUCCUGCUGGACGCGUUCGAGGACCUGGCGGCGCCGCCCGCCUCCGUGCUGGCCGUCGUGCGCAACCGCUGGCUCUCCGACGGGUUCAAGGAGAGCGCGUUAACGACAGCCGUUUGGUCGGUGAUAAAAGCGAAGAGACGGUAUCUUCAGUACCCGGACGGGUUCAUGUCGCAUUUCUACUCCAUAUCGGAGCAUUUGUUGCCGGUACUCGUUUGGGGCUUCCUCGGACCUCGCGAGCGACUAAAAGUCGUUUGCGAGACUUUCCAAGCGGAAAUCGUUGGCUUCAUAUCAGAUCUAUUUAGCUUCCAGAAGUGUCGAUACACGAAUGUCGAGGACUUGUCGGUGGAUAUCAUGCAGCACGCACGCACACGGGCCGCCAACAUCACGGACAAGCUGGCCGAACGGAACUGAACAGUCUGAUGCUUAUGGCCCAGCCCGUUCUUCGCUUGUAUUAACAAUAUUCUAGCAAAUAUUGUCAACUUUAAAGGCGUUCUUUUGCUAACGACAUCAUUUUUUUGACACAUCAAAAGGGUUUAGCGCGUUUUACACACUAAGCCUUUAUCUUGGCCACUUAAACGCUAUCUAAAUCUUAACUCAGUACAGCAGCCGCUUUCACGUCCAGCAUGGCCGCCGGCAGGUGAUGUAUUCAAUGUACUCCUCAAUCAUUUUCUACUGCUACGUACUAAAUGAACUAUUUGGCGUUAAUACUAUAUUGUAUUAUAUACCUAAAAGUGUAAUGCCCUUGAACAUAAUUCUGUCGGCGCACAUGUCAUCCACUGUGUCUAGUUAACUCAUAUUUAAUCAUAAUGUAUGUUAUACAUUAAUGCUGACAUAAGACAUAAUUUUUGAUGAGAUAAUUAUAGCCGAGUCCUACACUGUUAUUACCAGUAACCUUGGUGCAGGUGGAACAGAAGAGAAGUGAACUAAACUAAUUUGACAGCGCACAGACAAUAUUGCCAUCUCUUUCUCUUAACACCAAAAGUAUUCAAGUCCUGUCAAAUUCAUUCAGAGAAUGUUUACAUAAGUGAAAAUAUUCAAAAAUGUCACACUUUCGCCAAAGCCUAUCGUUAGAUUCAAUCAAUAGUAUAGUUAUCCAAUAAUAAAUGGCAUCCAGAAUUCUAUAAAUAAUUUAAAUAAAACUAAGACAAUACUUAAAUAUAUAGUAAUCGCAAUAAAGUGACAUUCCGGAUGCAAUUAAUGAAUAAUUAUAAGCCCUUGCUUCGAUGUUAACUGUUAAUUGCUCGAUUGACGUAAUAUAAAGGUGACUUAGUAAUUUUAAUUGCAUUUAUUUGUAAGAUAAAGUGACUUUCGUGUCCCGUGAAGUAUUUAUAAAAUCAAUAAUAUUUACAAUAGUAUACAGUUAUAAUUUAGAAUCGUAAUGGACAAAAUAUGAAACUUGCCAUGCAUAUUAAAAAUUGUGUGCCAUUGUAAAAAAGUUUAAUUUGUAAUAUUGAAGAAUAAAUUAUUAUUAUUAACAUUUAUAAAAUGUAUCAAACGAGUAUCAAUUCUGCGUUAGAUAAAUUGUUCGAUAGCUACUAUGUAUAUCUAUGGAUCAUUAUUGUUAUGUUUCGUGGUUAAGUAAUUCCAAUCUUAUUAGAUUUUGUUUGCAUCUGUGCAAACAUAUUAGCAUAGCUGUAGUGCAAAUAUUAUUAUUCGCUCCUAAAUCAAAUAAAAACAAUAGUAAAUAAAUUAUAAGUUUUAUAAACAAUGUAUAGAACAAAUCGUAGAAUUUAAUUAUCAAAUAACGUCUGAAAUGUAAAACGUUAUUUACAUUUAAUUGUUAUUAGGUAAAUUUAUGUUUUUAUUUGUAUUUUAGGGGAUUACCGAAAUAUUUGUUUGAAAAGAAGUUCUCAAGAAAGAUAUAUAUUUAUUUUUUCUCUCUAACUGCGAAUAAGUGAGUCGGCUGUGUAUAAACAUAGACCGUUAGUGUUCUAUUUAAAUAUUCUAUCAUGUAUUCCCGUCGACAUCAACAUGGACGUACGCCCAGGUAGGGGCAGGAUAGACAGUACUCAUUUUUAUAACCAUAUUAGCGAUCAAUAAACUAUAUUUCAUUUUUUUUUUCAAGUAAACGUAGGACAAAAUGUAAUAGUGAAAUUUCGCGAAGAAUUUUGUCAUCAUGUUUAGCAUUCGAGGCCCUCCCAAUAAUAAUAUACUGAGGACACCAAUGGAUUCACUUUAUUUGUAAUUUCAGAAAGGAAAUACUUAUUUUAUAAUUUAUCGCUUGAAAUGGUUGUAUUAAUUUAGUACAUGAAACUAGCAUUUCUUUAUAUAUAUAUCAGAUCGCACGGGGAGAGGUUUAAUUAUUGAAAUUUCGUUUACUAUAAUUAUGAACUGCAGGAGUAUGAAUGUUGUACAGCAUAAAAUUUUAUUUAUUUUGUAAAUAUAUUUAUCAAUUAUAUCUUAUGAGUUUAGUUUUUUUGUCUUUUUUUACCUUAAUAAAGUACUUAUUUAUUUAUUAUGAACACCUAAAAAUGUUUUAUGUUUUGUUUUCGUCUUGAAACAUGUUGCAUUGUAAUUUAUUUUCUUACAACUGAGACAUUUCGUGUAGUCAGCUUCAUAUAUAAUG
This is a messenger RNA of Nymphalis io (European peacock), 3965 nucleotides long. RefSeq names its product mitoguardin (gene Miga). The coding region runs from base 245 to 1810 and encodes 521 amino acids. The record is from RefSeq and is a predicted model, not a curated record. The transcript has 10 exons. Lineage: Eukaryota; Metazoa; Arthropoda; Insecta; Lepidoptera; Nymphalidae. Gene Ontology annotation, biological process: mitochondrial fusion.